Molecule: messenger RNA, 2348 nt
Organism: Symsagittifera roscoffensis
Lineage: Eukaryota; Metazoa; Xenacoelomorpha; Acoela; Convolutidae
Product: interferon-inducible GTPase 5-like
Exons: 2
Coding region: 223-1455 (410 amino acids)
Cellular component (GO): membrane
Molecular function (GO): GTP binding
Source: RefSeq, a predicted model, not a curated record
AUACUUGAAACAUCUAGAAUAUUUCGUCGAAUAGCUUUACUCUUUGUCUUUACAAUCAUGUGCUCAAGUUUGUUUAACCAUCAUAAGGUGAUAUUUGGAAAACGAGAUUAAACAUAAAACAAAAAGGCCAAUAUUACAGCAUACCUUACCAUUUCUUGCAACUAGUGUGAUCAAUUUUGAAAACUAUUGAGCCUGCAAAAGGAAAGCAAUCGCAAGAAUAAAAUGGGUAUUACUAGAUCUACGCCUCAGCAAAACUUGGACCCUGUCGAGCUUGGUGGAAUCUCGGCUGACCUGAAAAACCUUCUGGAGUUGAAUGGAUUGGGGAAGGAAAUGUUCGAGAGAAUUCAGGAGGAAUCAGAUCAGUGGAAAAAGGUGAAGAUAAAUAUUGCGGUUGUUGGGCAAGCGAGACAGGGCAAGUCGGCGCUCAUCAAUGCCCUUCUCGGCUCAGAAAUAGCAGAAGUGCGAGAAGACGGGGUGUGCACAGCAGAAGUUACAGCCUACCCCCACCCGAGGAGUGAAAACAUUGUAUUCUGGGACGUUCCUGGAAUCGACGGAACGCGACACAGGAUUGAGACCUAUUUUGACACCAUAAACUAUGCUCAAAACGAUUACGAUUUUUUUAUUAUUGUGACCCGAGACGUAUUUUCAGACAACGCGCUCAAAAUUGCAGAAAAAGUGAACCGCGAGCUAAAUAAAAGAUUCUAUUUAGUCAGAACCCAUGUCGAUGAAUCAAUUAAGAAAAUGUUUAAAUUGGAUAAAUCUAGAACAAUCACGGCAAAAAAAGCAGUCAGCUCAAUAAGGCGAAAAAUUGAGAAGGAAAUGGAGACAAAUACCUUCAAAUCAUGCAUUUUCAAGCUUUAUUUGGUCAAUAAUUAUGAUCCAUCAAAGUACGAUUUUCCAAAAUUGCAGAAAGAUAUCUGUAAGGACGCGCCAAAUAUUAUUAGCGAAGCUCUAAAGCUAACAAUCAGUGCGAGAAGCGAAGAACUGAUUGAACUCAAGUACCAAAUGUUCCUGCCACGGCUGAAAAUGGGUUCUCUGGCUUCCGCUGCGACCGCGGCUGUUCCUGUUCCGGGUUUCGGCGCUUCUGUCGAUUUGGAUAUUUUAGUUUAUGAAACCUGUAAUUAUCUUUUUUCCUUUGGCCUCGAUCCCAAAGGCAUUCGUGCCUAUGAAAGACUUCUGUCUUUAGAUGAAGGUGAUCUUGAACGCGAUCUAAAUAAUUACUUGAAAAACCAUGCUCCUUUUGUCUUUUUCGUGCGUAAUAAAUCUCUCGAUGUCGACAUAACUUCGGAAUCGCUUUGGACUACCGCCGCAACUGUGGUGAAAUCGGGAGGACCAAUUUUAGCUAAAAUGGUAGCAGAGCAAGCUACCUCAGAGGCUGUGGAGUCAACACUGAAAAUUUUCAUUCCGGUUAUUGGUCAAAUAAUUGCAGGUUCUAUUUCCUUUGGGUUGACAUAAUGCCAGCUGAAGAAAUCUCUCGACACAGUCAGAAAAGCUGCACUAUUUAUAAAUAGAGCUGGCGUGCAAAUGCAAGCAGAUCGGCUGGGGGAUUAUGAGAUCGACGACGAUGUGGAGGAAAACUCAUCUAGUCCGGAAUCAUCUGGAAGCAACUCCUCGGAGCGCCGUCAUCAAAUCCAAAAGACUGUUUUAAUCAUCCAAAACAAUGUAAGAAUUAUGUCGCUAUUUUCAGCCUCGGGAGCUGCGGUGCCUGUCCCGGCUUUAAGUGCUAUCAUUGACAUGACGAUUAUUUACCAGCAGGCACAGUCUUUCAUAUACCAGUUUAAUUUGGAUCAAAAAUCGGUGGCGGGGACUGAAAGGCGGCACAGAGUCAACCCCGGGUUGUUUGAGACACAGCUGAAUAACUACAUGAAGUUCAGACAGCCCUUGAUGCACUACAUUCGAAACCUGAGCGAUGAUCAACAUCUGAAUGCUGGUUUGCUCAAAUCUACCCUGGUAUACUCUCAGAAUCAGGUAUUGGUAACGACCACGUCUGAGUUUGUAGAAAACGGCGCCAAAUAUGUAGUUCCGUUUUUCGGUUCAUUCAUUGCAGCUGCAGUGUCUUUUGGAACUACAAGGAUCCAGUUGCUAAAACUUCUGGAAGGAGCGAGCGAUGCUGCUUAUCAUGUGGAGCACUUAGUAGCAAGGUUCGGAAUGUAGAAACUAUUGUGAAAAAAUUAGAUAACUGAAUUUAAAAGAACUAGGGCUAUUAUUUUGACGAAAACAAAGAAAAAAUCUACAAGAAUUAGCUUAGUGCCAUUUUUUUGCUUUACAAUGAUCCGCAAAAAGACUGCUUUGAAACUGAUACCAAAUUUUCUCAGUUAUAAAUCAAUAAAUUUUAUUUUCAAAUUGAA